UGGAGGACAAAAUCAAACUGGGCGAAGAGCAGCUCAAGUGCCUGCUGGACAGCCUGCCUAUCGAGCAACGCUUGGCCCUUUGACGUGCUAGCGGCCACCGGGGGGCGCUGCAGACUUAGCUGUCCCAUGGCAAAUCAGGAGAAAUACUGACCUUUGACCUUCCCUCAUGAUGAUGUUCCUGGCGCACACGGGCCACUUGCAGUUUGCGGGCCUGCUGUCCGGCUGCUUAGCGUGGAUUCUCACUAUGGCGGCGACGGGCAUGGACGAAUGGCGCCUGUGGUAUAUCCAUCACGAAAACUACACCGCCAUCAUCACCUCAGGUGUGGCGUGGGUAGGCAUCUGGCGGGCGUGUUUCCACAGCCACGCCCUUCCAAAAAUGGAGAACUGCCAAAAUAUGGGAAUCUCGGAUAGUUUUGUCCCAGUGGAAAUCCAAGUGGCGCAAGUUUUAAUGAUGCUAGCAACAGUGGGCGGUUUGGCCGCCAACGCCACCGCAGUGGAAGCAGUGAGGCGGGUGUAUUUCUCCAUGGAGGUUCGCCGAAGAUUGCGUGCGGUUUUCAUCCUGGCGGGGGCGCUCUACAUCGUCACAGGUGUGCUUGCGUUGGUGCCACUAGUGUGGAACACAAAUGCAGUGGUGAACAACAACAGCGUCCCCUUCCCACCUCGUUUCAUGCUUCCCGCCAUCCCCGCCAGCCAGAAAGUGGGCACGGGCAUCGGGGUGGGCUUCACGGCUGCCAUUUUGAUGGUCAUCAGCGGGUUGCUGUUUCUCGCCCACCGUCAUGUUUGGAGAACACUCAAACCUGAGGAAUCAGAGGACAAGCAAGGAAGGGAUAAUCCAGCUUUUCAAUGAUUUAUUAUGGGAAUCAACAUAUCAGGAUAGUGGAUAUGAACUAGGAAGUUGGCUCAUACUGUAAGUCAAAGUUGUCAAAAUUAAGGCCCGGGGCCAGGUUCCGGCUCACCAUGUCACAGUGAAAGUAAAUCAUGCAGUUGGACUUCAGGAUUCUCAAUAAAAUACAAUUCAUAAAAAAUUUCAACAGAUAAGAUUUUUAAAACUAAAAUAGUGGUAUGAAAAAUUAUCUGAACCUUUUGGAAUUCCUCACAUUUCUACAUUAAAUCACCAUCAAAUGUGAUCUGAUCUUUGUCAAAAUCACACAGAUGUAAAAACAGCAUCUGUUUUAACUAACACCACCCAAACAUUUAUAGGUGUUCAUAUUUUAAUGAGGAUAGCAUUCAAACAAUGACAGA
Messenger RNA from Corythoichthys intestinalis (scribbled pipefish), 1242 nucleotides. RefSeq names its product claudin 34a (gene cldn34a). NCBI's taxonomy places the organism in Eukaryota, Metazoa, Chordata, Actinopteri, Syngnathiformes, Syngnathidae. The coding region runs from base 167 to 847 and encodes 226 amino acids. The record is from RefSeq and is a predicted model, not a curated record. The transcript has 2 exons. Gene Ontology annotation, biological process: bicellular tight junction assembly; cell adhesion. Gene Ontology annotation, molecular function: structural molecule activity. Gene Ontology annotation, cellular component: plasma membrane; bicellular tight junction.